GUUUGGUCGGACUCACGGAAAGGAAAAGGGGAUGUAUAGAAGUGUUUUAGAAAAAAACAGAAAAAUAUCUUAUUAAAUCAAAUCAACUUAGGUAAACUUUUUGAUGUAAAAAUCAUGAAGGCAUUACUUAGGGAAAGUUUCUACUUAUUCUUGUUCCUGUGUUUGUAUUCAAUCCAUCAAAGCUUUGGUGCUACAGAUACAAUAACUACAACUCAUUUUCUAAAAGAUGGUGAUGAUGAUAUUACUUCACCUGGUGGAAUAUUUGAAAUGGGGUUCUUCAGUCCAGAUAAUUCGGAAAAUCGCUAUGUCGGUAUGUGGUACAAGAACGUAUCUGAUAGGACUGUGGUGUGGGUUGCCAAUAGAGAAGCUCCUUUGAGGAGUGGAUCAGGUAUCUUGAAAAUAAUUAAGUCUCGACUUGUCCUUGUUGAUGGAACUAACAAUGUUGUGUGGUCAACUAAUACCUCUAGAUUGGUUCAGAAUCCUGUCGCGCAGUUGCUAGAUUCUGGAAAUCUUGUUGUUAAAGAGGCUGGUGAUGAUAGCUCGGGGAAUUUGAUAUGGCAGAGUUUUGAUCACCCAACGGAUACGCUAUUAGCAGGCAUGAAGCUUGGGAGGAAUUUUGUAACCGGAAGAGAGGUGUACUUGUCAUCAUGGAAGAAUGAGGAGGAUCCAGCUCCCGGUGAUUAUACAUUCCAUUGUGAUCCUACUGGUUACCCACAGACUAUCGUGAAGAAGGGCUCAGAUGUUGUGUAUAGCUCUGGACCGUGGAAUGGUCGAUAUUUCAGUGGAACACAAAACUCGAGACUAGGUACUUUCUAUACAUAUGGAGUAUAUUCAAGUAAGACAGAGGUGUAUUUUUUGUAUAAGCUCACAUCUUCAGUUCUUGUGAGGUUGACAGUAAGUCAUAAUGGAAUUCUACAGAUUUGGACUUUGGAUGACAGAGAACAGGGUUGGGUGCCUUUGAUCUUAGUACCAGCAGAUAAAUGUGAGGUUUAUAAUUCAUGUGGCGCAUAUGGUAGCUGCAACAGUCAAGAUUCUCCAGUAUGUAGAUGCUUAGAUAAAUUUGUGCCCAACAAUAGUGAUGCUUGGAAGAGGGAAGAUUGGUCAGGUGGCUGUGUUCGGAAAACUAAACUAAAUUGCCUUCAUAGAGAUGUAUUUUUGAAGUAUUCGCAUAUUAAAUUGCCAGACACACGGAAUUCCUGGUCCAAUGUGACUAUGACACUAGAAGAAUGCAAGGAUAUCUGCUCAAAAAAUUGCUCUUGUAUGGCUUACUCAAAUCCUGACAUACGAGGAAGUGGAUGCUUAUUGUGGUUCGGGGAUCUGCUUGACAUUCGGAAGGGAACCAAUGGACUGCAAGAGAUCUACAUAAGAAUGGCUUCUUCUGAAUCAGAUGAUCAGGAGGAAUCGGAUGGAAAGAAAGGAAGAGUACUUUUCUGGAUUCUGCCAUUAUCAGUUGGUCUGAUUCUGGUAUUCCUUAGUCUGCUAAUCUACCAUAGAAGAAGGAAGAAGGCUUUAGAGCUAAAAAACAAAGGAAGGACAGGAUGUGGGGGCAAUUGCGCUGAAGAAUUUGAAAUACCACUGUUUGACUUAUCUACCAUAGCAAACGCUACCAAUAACUUUUCAAUUGACAGACAGAUUGGAGAGGGAGGCUAUGGACCUGUUUACAAGGGCAUACUUGAAGGAGGGGAAGUAGCUGUCAAGCGGUUAUCUAGAACUUCCACACAAGGAGAAAAUGAGUUCAAAAAUGAAGUUGUAUAUAUUGCCAAACUUCAGCACAGAAAUCUGGUGAAGAUUCUUGGCUGCUGCAUUGAAGGGGAAGAAAAAAUGUUGAUCUAUGAGUAUUUGCCGAAUGGGAGUCUUGAUUCAUUUAUAUUUGAUGACGCACAAAGCAAGGUAUUAGACUGGCCUAAGCGAUUUCACAUUAUCAAUGGUAUAGCUCGGGGACUUAUGUAUCUGCAUCAAGAUUCUCAAUUGAGAAUAAUCCACAGAGACCUGAAAGCUAACAAUAUUUUGUUAGACAAAGACAUGAAUCCAAAGAUAUCAGAUUUCGGGAUAGCAAAAAUAUGUGAAGAGAAUGACAUUGGAGCCAAGACAAACCGAGUUGUUGGAACAUAUGGGUACCUCUCACCGGAAUAUGCAUUGCACGGAAGAUACUCAGUAAAAUCAGAUGUAUUUAGCUUUGGUAUCUUAAUAUUGGAAAUUGUGAGUGGGAAAAGCAACAGAAGAUUCUCUCAUCCAGAUCACAACCUUAAUCUACUUGGACAUGCAUGGAAACUCUAUAAAGAAGGUAGGUCAACAGAACUACUUGAUGAAUACCUAGGUGAUUCUUGUUCAACAACCGAAGUGGAACGAUCAAUCUGUGUUGGUCUAUUAUGUGUCCAACAAAGUCCAGAAGACCGUCCAAAUAUGUCUUCUGCAGUUAUGAUGUUAAGCAAUGAAGGUGAAUUGCCACAGGCUAAACGGCCAGGAUUUUACAUAGAAAGAGAUGCACCAGAUGGUGAAUUAUAUGCACAGAAUACAGUGAGUGAGACCCCCAUCACAAUAUUAGCUAAAGCUCAAGUGAUGGCUUUUUUAACACUAGUUUGUUCAGUUUCUUCUUGUAAGAUUCACCGUCUGCAAACAAGUCAAAGUGUCAUCACUAUGCUACAUUUGACAUUGAAAAAAAUUGGAUCUCAAAGCAUGAAGGCAUUACUAAGGGAAAGUUUUUACUUAUCUUUGCUCCUGUGUUUGUGUUUCAUCCACCGAAGCUUUGGCGCUACAGAUACAAUAACUACAACUCAUUUUCUGAAAGAUGGUGAUGAUAAUGUUGCUUCAACUGGUGGAAUAUUCGAAAUGGGGUUCUUCAGUCCAGGUAAUUCGAAAAAUCGCUAUGUGGGUAUGUGGUAUAAGAACAUAUCUGUUAGGACAGUGGUGUGGGUUGCCAACAGAGAAGCUCCUUUGACUGGUGGAUCAGGUAUCUUGAAAAUAAUCAAGCCAGGAAUUCUUGUCCUUGUCAAUGGUACUAACCAUGUUGUGUGGUCAACUAAUACCACUAGAUCUGUGCAGAAUCCUGUAGCGCAGUUGCUAGAUUCUGGAAAUCUUAUUGUCAAAGAAGCUGGUGAUGAUAGCCCGGGGAAUUUGAUAUGGCAGAGCUUUGAUCACCCAACGGAUACGCUAUUAGCAGGCAUGAAGCUUGGUAGGAACUUUGUAACUGGCAGAGAGGUGUACUUGUCAUCAUGGAAGAAUGAGGAGGAUCCAGCUCCUGGUGAUUCUACAUAUCACUGCGAUCCUUCUGGUUACCCGCAGAAUAUCCUGAAGAAGGGGUCGGAUGUAGUAUACCGCUCUGGACCAUGGAAUGGUCGCUCUUUCAGUGGGAACCGAAACUCAAGAGAAGGUCCUUCCUAUACAUUUGGAGUAUAUUCAAGUAAGACAGAGGUGUAUUUUGGAUAUAACCUCACAACUUCAAUUAUCGUGAGGUUGACAUUAAGUCACAAUGGAGUCCUACAGGUUUGGACUUGGGGUGAUGGAGACCAAGGUUGGAUCCCUUUCCUCUUAAUACCCGCUGAUAAUUGUGAUAUGUAUAAGUUGUGUGGCGCAUAUGGCAGCUGCAACAGUCAAGAUUCUCCAGAAUGUGGAUGCUUAGACAAAUUUGUGCCCAACAAUAGUGAUGCUUGGAAGAGGAAAGACUGGUCAGGUGGCUGUGUUCGGAGAACUGAACUAAAUUGCCUCCAAGAAGAUGUAUUUUUGAAGUAUUCGCAUAUCAAAUUGCCAGACACACGGAAUUCCUGGUCCAAUGUGACUAUGACACUAGAAGAGUGCAGGAAUACCUGCUCUAAAAAUUGUUCUUGUAUGGCUUACUCCAAUUCUGACAUACUCAAUGAAGGAAGUGGAUGCUUACUGUGGUUCAAGGAUCUGCUUGACAUUCGGCAGGGACCCAACGGAGGGCAAGAUAUCUACAUUAGAAUGGCUUCUUCUGAAUCAGAUAGUCUGGAGCAAUCAGAUGGAAAGAAAAGGAAAGUACUUUUCUGGAUUCUACCAUUAUCAGUUUGUUUGAUUCUGGUAUUCCUUACUCUGCUGGUCUACCAUAGAAGAAGGAAGAAGGCUUUAGAGCUCAAAAACAAAGGAAGGUCAGGAUGCAGUGGAAAUUACAAGAUGAAUUACAACCGUGGCAAUUGCACUGAAGAAUUUGAAAUACCACUGUUCGACUUAUCUACCAUAGCAAAGGCUACCAAUAACUUUUCAAUUGACAGACAGAUUGGAGAGGGGGGCUUUGGACCUGUUUACAAGGGCAUACUUGAAGGACAGGAAAUAGCCGUCAAGCGGUUGUCUAAAACUUCUACACAAGGAGAAAAAGAGUUCAAAAAUGAAGUUUUAUAUAUUGCUAAACUUCAGCAAAGGAAUCUGGUGAAGAUUCUUGGCUGUUGCAUUGAAGGGGAAGAAAAAAUGUUGAUUUAUGAGUACUUGCCAAAUGGGAGUCUUGAUUCAUUUAUAUUUGAUGACAUACAAAGCAAGGUAUUAGACUGGCCUAAACGAUUUCACAUUAUCAAUGGCAUAGCUCGGGGACUUAUGUAUCUGCAUCAAGAUUCUCAAUUGAGGAUAAUCCACAGAGAUCUGAAAGCUAACAAUAUCUUAUUAGACAAGGACAUGAAUCCAAAGAUAUCAGACUUUGGCAUUGCAAAAAUAUGUGAUGGGAAUGACAUUGGGGACAAGACAAACCAAGUUGUUGGAACACAUGGGUACCUCUCACCGGAAUAUGCAUUGCACGGAAGAUACUCAGUAAAAUCAGAUGUAUUUAGCUUUGGUAUCUUAAUAUUGGAAAUUGUGAGUGGGAAAAGCAACAGAAGAUUCUCUCAUCCAGACCACAACCUUAAUCUACUUGGACUUGCAUGGAAACUCUAUAAAGAAGGCAGGUCAACAGAACUACUUGAUGAAUACCUAGGGAAUUCUUGUUCAACACCCGAAGUGGAACGAUCAAUCUGUGUUGGUCUAUUAUGUGUCCAACAAUGUCCAGAAGAUCGUCCAAGUAUGUCUUUUGUGGUUAUGAUGUUAAACAAUAAAGGUGUAUUGCCACAGGCUAAACGGCCAGGUUUUUACAUUGAAACAGAUGCACCGGAUGGUGAACUCUCGUCUAGCCAUACUGAGACCCCCAUCACAAUAUUGGUAGCCCGAUAAGAAAAUAUUGUUUCACUUGCUUUCAACAAGCUUGCAGUUGUAAAAAAUCUUUUCUUUUAUUCUUUGUAGAAAUGUUGUAAAAAAAUAUUUGGUAUAUCAGCUAUUUCGAACAUAUGUAAAUUUGAAAGUGUUAAUUGGCUGUUACUUCUCAA
Solanum tuberosum (potato) is the source of this 5300-nucleotide messenger RNA. RefSeq lists its product as uncharacterized. Lineage: Eukaryota; Viridiplantae; Streptophyta; Magnoliopsida; Solanales; Solanaceae. The record is from RefSeq and is a predicted model, not a curated record. Gene Ontology annotation, molecular function: protein kinase activity; ATP binding. The coding region runs from base 115 to 5148 and encodes 1677 amino acids. Gene Ontology annotation, biological process: protein phosphorylation; recognition of pollen. The transcript is spliced from 14 exons.